This is a messenger RNA of Prunus armeniaca (apricot), 1062 nucleotides long. Lineage: Eukaryota; Viridiplantae; Streptophyta; Magnoliopsida; Rosales; Rosaceae. The record is from the annotation of a GenBank genome assembly.
AUGUCAACGCCUCGAAGCUCUGCCUAUCUCGAUGCCGUCACUCUAGAAAUCGAGAAGAAGCUCCAGCGGGCGCUAGCUUCUCCGACACAGCGGCGCAACUUGUUGCAGGAGUUGUUUGCUGACAUAGCUUUGGAGAUCGAUGAGCGAGCCAAAGAUAUGAUUCUCAGCAGGGAAGAAGAUGCAAUUUCUCCUGCAGAGGAUAGCAUGGAUGGUCAGCUAUGCUUUUAUGAUGUGCUCACUGACCAUUAUGUUCAGGUGCCUGCGAGUGGAAAACGCAUCCUUGAUUUGAUUGUCCAACUAUGGAGCCAGUCAUUUGCAUCUCAUAUUUUUGCUUUGUUAUUCCACAAAUGGCUGUUUGAAGUUCAACUUGACAACUCUGAAGUUCUUCUUCGUUACUCAUCUGCUCUUAUUGAAGGUGCAACAAAUGUUUUCUGGAUUGAUACUCAAUCAAAUACAAGGCGAUUUCAAUCCCUCUUUCGUUAUCUUCUUGAAGAUGUUGCUUUGGAGCCCAAACGGUUGAAUAAAAUCCCUGUACAGGUCCAGCGAGAUCUAUUUCUUUUACUUUCGAGGUUUAUAUUUUUUUAUAACUCAGUUGACAAACUCGGGAGCUUCUUAAGGCAAUUUCCUCUUUUUCCAAAUGCUUUUCUGGUUGGUGGUGCAGAAGACUUCUUUGUUAUUGAACUUGCAGAUCAGCUUCAAAAACUGAAGGUGGAACCAGUAUUGCUGCACUAUCUGUCGCACAUAAAACUUCUCCAGGGAAUGGAUCUGAGAAUGGCCACAAGUACAAGAUUAAAGGCUUGUUUGUAUAGUUUCACUUCUCCUGGUGGUCCAAUGUACCCCACAAGAGCUGUUCGUCAUGCUGCCUGGGAUGCAUUAGAUUUGCUUUUUCCCGUUGGGAGAUAUCCGCGGCAUCUUAUAAGCCUGUUCUUCCGACUGUUGUAUCCAUGGUACUGGCCCUCUUCUUGUUGGAAUUUCAUAAUGGAUUGCAUAAAGGCAGUAUUGUAUUCUCUGUUAGGAUUAAUCUAUUCAAGUUUGGAGAAGCUGAGGAAGCCGAAGUUUUAA